AUGCUCAACAUUCUUCUAGAAGCACGAAAAAACGGCCUAAAAUACGAAGAUUCGCACAAUGAAGACACAGCUUUCGCCACGGUUCAAGAAUCAGAAAUCCACAAAAGAAAACUCGACAAGGUUGACAUCACAGAUGAAGAAAUUGCUUCACAAGGGUUCGGGUUCUUCUUCGCUGGCUACGAAGCCGUUUCUUCCACAAUGGCUUUCAUGAGCUACGAACUCGCCGUUAACUCUGACAUCCAAGCCAGACUUAUCGAAGAAGUGGACACCACGCGAAAUUCCUGCGACGACCAAAUCACCUACGAAGCCCUCAAUUCCAUGAAAUAUAUGGACAUGGUUGUGUCCGAAACCCUGCGAAAGUGGCCCCAGAACGUCGUCAUCAACCGAAUCUGUAAUAAGCCGUUCACCAUCGAGCCCAAAUAUCCUGACGAGAAGCCCUUGGUUUUGGAAAAGGAUACUGUGUUGUGGAUACCCCUUUUCGCUGUACUCAGAGACCCGAAAUUUUUCCCGGAUCCGGAAAAGUUUGACCCCGAAAGGUUCAGUCUCGAAAAUAGAAAAAACAUUGUGCAGGGGUCGUUUAUACCUUUUGGAUCUGGACCUCGGAAUUGUAUUGGGUCAAGACUGGCGAUUUUGGAGACGAAAGCUGUGUUUUAUCACCUACUAUGUCAGUUUGAAGUCGUUCCAGUUGAGAAGACGCAGAUACCGAUCCAGAUGCGCAAAGGCAAGAUGCCUGUGAUUGCAGAUAAAGGGGUCUGGGUAGGACUGAAGCGACGUUUCGAAAAAAUACAUUCUUAG
Messenger RNA from Zophobas morio, 795 nucleotides. Its product is annotated as cytochrome P450 9e2-like. The coding region runs from base 1 to 795 and encodes 264 amino acids. Gene Ontology annotation, molecular function: monooxygenase activity; iron ion binding; heme binding. Lineage: Eukaryota; Metazoa; Arthropoda; Insecta; Coleoptera; Tenebrionidae. The transcript has a single exon. The record is from RefSeq and is a predicted model, not a curated record.